CCGGGGAUUUACGCGGAAAGGGCAAAAUAUUCCCCGCCCAGGCUUCAUUCAGCCUCCGAUUACGGGGUGGCUUUGGGUGAAGAGCACGCGCUCCCAUUGGCCGAGGGGCUAAUAUGGCGGUGUUAGGGGUUGCAAGGUGGGGCUGGUGUACGCGAUAUUAAGGGCUGCUUUCAUGUCCGACGAGCCAGUGCGUGGUGCGCCGUCGAGUGACGCAUUUUCUGUCGAGAAGGUGGAGAACGACGUUCGGUCCUUCUGCCUCCUCUCAGUCUCUGUCUUUCUUUUAUUCGCACGUUUCCCUUCGCGUACUUUCUUCCGUCUGGACCGCAGACGGUGCAUUCGACGGAGGUACACGCGACUCGGCGGCAGAUUCAAUUUGCGCGCGUGCCACCCGGGACAGGAGAAUCUAUGAUUUGCCAGUGAUUUUCGUGGAUCAAGGACUGCUAUUUCGCAUUGCAAUUUAUUUGCGCGAAAGCUUACAUCAGUGAUUUCCGAAGGCAAACUGACUCCCGACUCAGAUAUGGCCCAGACUUAUAAUCAGAAGAGAAAUGUGUACAGCAUCGACCAGAUAUUGGGUCACGGCAAAGAUGAAGACCACGCGACAUCGUCUGACGCCGUGGUUGACGGUGGCGAUACGGAGCUCGGUCACCUGAGCGAUCAUCAAAUCAACGACGCGCUGCACGAUCCUUUGAAUCUGGGUGAAUCCGAUCGGCCACGCAAGGUGCGAAGAUCACGCACGACUUUCACGACCUAUCAGCUGCACGAGCUCGAGAAGGCCUUUGGGAACACUCAGUACCCGGAUGUGUUCACCAGGGAGGAGCUGGCGAUGAGACUGGACCUUUCGGAGGCUAGAGUACAGGUAUGGUUUCAAAAUCGGCGUGCAAAAUGGCGGAAGAAGGAAAAGGCUCUAGGUAGAGACACAAGUUUUAUGCACGUUGAACAAGGCGGUGUUAACGAGUUGUCCCUUUACGCGCGGCUGCUGCAAACGGCCAGCGGCGUUCCCGGCGCGGACUCCUCAGGCCCGCCGACGGGCGCGUUUCCCUGGUUCAUACCCCCGGUUUUCCCAUCACCCUGGCCACCGAGCGCGCCCAAGCUGCCGCCGCUGCACGCGCUCCUGUCGCAAUACAUCGGCCUGCCGUUGCCACAGAACCUCGCGUCGCUCGGCACGAUGCUCCCGGUCGGCCUGAAUCCGAGCGCGUCGUUGAAUCACAGCAACGUGAACGGCCACUCUCUGGGCGGCCAUUUGCACGGGCAUCCCUUGAACCUCGGGGUGCAGAGCAUACCGCAGAACCUAAGUUCGAAGAAUGACAGGGAGGAGGACUCGGCGUCGUCUGACGACGAGAUCAGGAAGCAGAGCGCGGAAGUGCUGAGAGUGAAGGCGGAAGAGGCGCUACGCAAAGCGGACAAUUAACUGUGAGACUUAGGGAUUUUUGUAAAUACGAAGGACCCUCGGUUCACCCAAACCGUCGUUUGAUACCAACGUAAAUAUUUUCCGUUCGGUGAUUAUCCGCGAUUCUAUGGUAUCCUGUAUGCGUCAGAAGAUUAUUUCGUUUGUCAGGCUGCAAGGGUAUGGAUUCAAAAUCGUUCAUACAAUUCAAUAGGCAUUUUAACAUGGUAUCCCGGGAGAAAAUGUUUUUGCCACUGAACUGUAAAAGUGAGAGAAACUAAUAAAACUCUCUGUGAUAGCAAAAACUAAUAAAUGUUUUUUGCAUUUUCUUCCGGGACACUCUAUUCGAAUAGGAAAUAUUUGAAUAGAAAGUAAACAAUAUUUGAUACACGUUUGGAUAUUUGUUGUGACCAGAUCGAUAUUAUUAAUUUUGAACAUAUUUGAUCAGCAGCAUAGUCCAAUCAAUAAAUUGUUGAAUGAACUUACACAACUUCAGUGCUAAUUAGAUGUUGACAUAAGAUGCUGUAAUAAGUUUACCGUAUAUUAGUUAUUAAUCGAUAAUUGCUGAUUGAAUAUAUGCAGCCCUUUGAUCUAGAACCAUUGAGACUUGAGAAUCGCAAAUUCGAACAUGUUUUGAAAAAAUGCAAACUUAAAGCAAAAACAAAAA
This is a messenger RNA of Monomorium pharaonis (pharaoh ant), 2051 nucleotides long. It is a transcript of the gene hbn, whose product is annotated as aristaless-related homeobox protein. Gene Ontology annotation, biological process: regulation of transcription by RNA polymerase II. The coding region runs from base 518 to 1408 and encodes 296 amino acids. The transcript has 4 exons. Lineage: Eukaryota; Metazoa; Arthropoda; Insecta; Hymenoptera; Formicidae. The record is from RefSeq and is a predicted model, not a curated record. Gene Ontology annotation, molecular function: DNA-binding transcription factor activity, RNA polymerase II-specific; RNA polymerase II transcription regulatory region sequence-specific DNA binding.